Aspergillus ibericus CBS 121593 is the source of this 4482-nucleotide messenger RNA. RefSeq names its product P-loop containing nucleoside triphosphate hydrolase protein. The coding region runs from base 100 to 4482 and encodes 1460 amino acids. Gene Ontology annotation, molecular function: ABC-type transporter activity; ATP binding; ATP hydrolysis activity. The transcript has 13 exons. Lineage: Eukaryota; Fungi; Ascomycota; Eurotiomycetes; Eurotiales; Aspergillaceae. The record is from RefSeq and is a predicted model, not a curated record. Gene Ontology annotation, cellular component: membrane. Gene Ontology annotation, biological process: transmembrane transport.
CUAAUCCUUGUCACCCCCAUAUAAUCCCCUUAUUUCCCAUCUAUUGGAGCAUCCUUUCUCCUGACUGUCCCUGUUGCUUCAUGCAUUGCUUGAAAUGACAUGGAUUCAAUCAAUAAAUCAGAGGCCUGCAUUCUUGCAGAUGACCACUUUGGUCCCCAGGUCCAGGUCCGCUGCCGCAGUUUUGAUUUCACCGUCACCUUUGAGCAAAGCAUUCUGUCUAUACUUCCUUCAGUGCUAUUCAUUGCUUCAGCUGCUUUUAGGAUCGCUCUUCUUUACAAAGCGAGGCCUAAAGUCAGUGCGAGACUAUCGCAACACUUGAAGCUGUCUCUGGGUAUAGUUUUCGGCCUCCUGCAACUGACCCUUCUGGUACUUUACAUUCUACCGCAAGAUAACAAUCAGCAGCCACUGGCAAUCGCAUCCUUGGCUCUAUCGGUGACAGAUGCGGCAUUCCUCUGUGCGCUCUCGUACUUUGAGCACGCAAAGGCGAUUGGACCGUCGACUGUGUUGCUCACUUAUCUUUUCCUGUCGGCCUUGCUCGAUGCGACUCGGCUUCGAACUCUGUGGCUGCUUGGUGAUGGCGGGUUGCCAUUCAAAGCGAUUUCGUCUACCAGUCUAGCGGUCAAAUUGGCGAUUCUCUUUAUCGAAUCGCGAGGAAAGACGAAACACUUUCUCGAUGCAAAAGACACUAGUCGGUCUCCUGAAGAGACGGGAGGAAUCUUCACCAAUGGCUUGUUCUUGUGGACUAACCCGCUACUUUUGAGAGGAUUCAAGAAAGUGCUCUCUUUAAGUGACCUCUAUCAUCUACCACAGAACUGUGUGGUUAUUGGGCAAGACCAAAGCUUCAGGGAGGCGUUUGAAAAGAGCCAGGUUAAGCGGUAUAGGCUUGUGAGAGCUGCUUUGAAGAUCUUCAAGUAUCAGCUAAUGUGGCCGGCUAUUCCCCGACUGUUCCUUCUUUUAUUCACCUUGCUCCAGCCAAUUUUGAUGCUGAGGCUACUUCGAUGGCUAGAGCAAACAUCUCAUCGUGAUCACGACAUUGGCUACGGUAUUCUAGGCGCCUAUGUUAUGGUGUAUGUUGGUUUGGCGGUCGCUACUGGGUCAUAUUGGCGGCUGCAGCUACGAUUCAUCACACUGCUCCGAGGAACUUUGAUUUCAGCGAUAUAUCAGAAGACACUCACGCUGAACGAUGCGGAUGCAAAGAAGGCUACGGUAUCCUUGAUGAGCACCGAUGUGGAGAUGGCAUGCAACGGAUUAGAGCAGGUACAUGAGAUUUACUUCAGCCUGUUGCAGAUCGGCAUAGCAACUUGGCUCUUGGAGCGGCAAGUCGGAGUGGCGUGCGUGUCGCCUGCUAUCGUGGCAGCAGCUUGUGCUAUUGCCACCUAUAAGCUCUCACAACGUGUUGGUAAAAGCCAGAAGGCAUGGCUGGAGGGUGUGCAGCAACGGCUGAAUGCUACUUCAUCGGUCUUGUCAAACAUGAAAACCGUGCAAAUGUCCGGGUUCGCAAAGAACCUUUUCAAGAGAAUUUACGAUCUCCGAGAUGCUGAACUCAAUUAUGCGUCGAAAUACCGUACGAUCCUUGUGUGGGUUAUGGGUUUGGCAUACGCUCCUUCGGCAAUAUCGCCAGUUGUUACCUUGACAAUCUACGCUGCCAUACGAUCUGACACCUGGAGUGCAUCAAGUGCAUCUCACAUAUAUACUGCAAUUUCGUUGAUAGGCCUCAUAUCCUCACCUCUCGUUGCUGUCUUCCAACAGGUGCCUAUGGUUGUAGCGGCGUUAAGCUGCUUGGACCGAGUCGAAAAGUUCCUCGCACUUCCAAGCCACAAAGAUUACCAAGAUUCAGCCAGUCUACAUGUGUCCCAGAUCGAAUCGAAAAAGCAGGCUACAGAAUCCAUCACCGUUUUGCCAGAUCAGAAUGCUGUAACCAUCCACAACGCAGACUUCUCGUACCCUGAUUCUUCGUCCACCGUACUUCAGGACAUCGCUGUGAACAUCCCACGGUCACAGCUCACUCUGAUCAUGGGACCCGUUGGCAGUGGAAAAUCCGCAUUCUUGCGAGCCAUAAUCGGUGAAAUGAACUUGCUUACAGGCAGUUUUCAAAGGGACAUUCAGAACUGUGCCUAUUGCGACCAGUCUUCCUGGCUUCAAAACGAGACCAUCCAGAACAACAUCAUUGGUCCCAGUCAAGACUUUGACAGUGAACUCUACAAGAAAGCAAUAUGGGCCUGCGACUUGGACCACGACUUGAGCGAGAUUCCAGAACAGGACCAAGCGAAGGUUGGAAGCAACGGAGUCUCACUGAGUGGGGGACAGAAGCAGAGAAUUUCCCUGGCCAGAGCGGCAUAUGCUCGCAAAGAACUUAUUGUCUUGGAUGAUAGUUUCAGUGCCCUUGAUCCGCGGACAGAGGAGAAUGUGACACAGCGUCUUCUCAGACCCAAUGGCCUGAUGCGAGCGAAUGGUCAGACCGUGAUUGUUGCUUCUAGCAGAGAAGGACUAUUGCCGUACGCGGAUUUUAUUAUUCUGCUCAACGACGAUGGCAGGAUUCAAGCCCAGGGGUCUCCAGAAGAGAUGGCACCGCUUUUCACUACUCGAAAGAAGGGAAUCAACUUUGAAGAUGAAUGUUGUGUCACCGAUCAAAUAACACCGUCCACCCCCGACUCAUCCUCUCAGAAGCAUGAAAAGCGUACUGAAAAGAAGGAAGACAAACCCGAACUUCCAACCAUUUCGGUAUACCUUUCUUAUUUUCGAUCAAUGGGCCUCUGGCGGGGACUAGUCCUAUGUGCUUUCCUAAGCCUCCAGACAUUCUUCUCCAAGUUCCCAACUGUAUGGCUUCAAUGGUGGCUGGACGGGGAUCCAUCCACUAUGGGCGGUUCAUAUGCCAAGUAUAUCGGGAUCUACAGUUUCUUCCAAGGCGCGGCCAUGAUCUUCACCCUUCUCGCUGCUUUUCAGCAACUGCGCGUCGUCAUGCCAAGAACAAGUCGGUAUUUUCAUACUCGGCUCUUGAAAGCAACUAUAAGGUUGCCCAUGCCUGCUUUUAGCUUGAUAGAUACGGGGUCGAUUAUGAACAGGUUCAGCCAAGACAUGCAAUUGAUCGAUUGGAACUUGCCAGUGACGUUUUUGAAUGCCUCAGAGGGCGCUCUCGGGACCCUAGCUCAAGUCAUCAUCGUCGCAAGUUCCUUUCCCUACAUCUUCAUUGCCUUCCCAAUCCUCUACACCCUCGUCUUCGCCAUCCAACGAUUCUACCUUUGCACCUCACGCCAAGUACGCGCCAUGGACAUUGAAGCCAAGAGCCCUCUACUCACGCACUUCCUCGAAACCAUCACCGGCCUACACACCAUCCGCGCCUACAACUGGCAACAGACCCACCAAACCACCUACACCACUCUCCUCAGCGCCUCCCAACGCCCCUACUACCAACGCUUCAUGAUCCAACGCUGGCUCAACCUCGUCCUCGACAUGGUCUCCGCCGGCGUGGCCAUCCUGGUCGUCAGCCUCGCAAUCACCCUCCCCACCCGCUCCUCACUCGUCGGUCUCGCUUUGGUGAACGUUAUAUCCCUGAAUGAAACCCUCCAACUACUCAUCCUGCAAUGGGCGGUGAUGGAGAUUUCCCUUGGAUCGAUAACUCGUCUAGAGGAGUUUACCGUCCACGCCAAAACCAACGCCGAGAAGACUCCCAACCCAACUUCCCAAACUACAACUACACCCACAGCCAUACCCACAGCAUGGCCCACCCAGGGCACAAUCGAAUACAAAGCCCUCACAGCACGCCACCACCCCUCCGGCCCGGACGUACUCAAAAACAUCACCCUCACCAUUCCCGCAGGCAGCAAAGUAGGGAUCUGUGGCCGGACCGGUAGCGGGAAAAGUAGUCUCAUUUCAGCCUUAUUCCAGAUGAUCGACAUCACGAAGGGAUCUAUCCUCAUCGAUGGAAUCGAUACCGCAACACUAGACCCGGAAGUCGUUCGAGAGCAAGUAAUCGGCAUAUCCCAGCAAAGUUACACCAUCCCGGGUGUUUCGCUUCGGGAGAAUUUACUCUUAGGCUGUCCUGACCUAGAUGAAGAAGGGUUAAAUAACAACGACUCACACCUCAUCACCGCCCUAACCAAAGUCCACCUCUGGCCCACAAUCACCACCCACGGACACAAUCUCUCCUCCAUCCUCAACAAAGACCUCACCCUAUCAGCAGGCCAAACGCAACUCCUCUCUCUUGCGCGCGCGCUCUUACGGCCCGGGAAGAUCGUGGUGCUGGAUGAGCCGGGGAGUUCUCUUCCUGCGGAGAUGGCGAAGUUGGUGCACAGGGUUGUGGUGGAGGAGUUUCGGGAUCGGACGGUGCUGGUGGUUAUGCAUCGGGUGGAGAGGCUUUUGGGGUUUGAUUUGGUGGUGGGGAUGGAGGAUGGGGGGGUGGGGGAGGUGGGGAGGCCGGGGGUGUUAGUGGGGAGGGAGGGGGGCCUGUUGGGGGGGUUGGUGGGUGUGAGUGCUGGGGUUUGA